AUGGAGGUGGUUGUGCGAUGCAGUAACACCCGCCACAGAGUGACGCUUCCGACUGAGGCGACGGUUCAAGACUUGCUUCUUCGCGUUCGCGACUUGACCGGCCUCAGCCCCUCGCGGCAGGUGCUCAAGAUCGGCUAUCCGCCGCAGCCUGUCUCCUUCGGCCGAGACGGCGACCGGAGGCUGGUUGACGCCGGCGUGCACCCGAAGGAUUUGAUUAUCGUGGAGGAGAGAAAGGCGGGGACUCUUUCCGAUUCGCGCGAGGGAGCGCCCUCGUUGGCGAAUGGCUGUGGCACGGGCGGCGCACUCGAGAGGGUGGACGGCGCGUCCGGAGAUCGCGACCUCGCCAAGCGCAGAAAAGAAGGUGAUGCGAGAAGCGAAGAGCGACUGCAUGUGCCAGGAGUCGUGGCCUCGUCGACAGACACCCGGACCGCUUCUCAUGAUGCAAAUCGUUUCGCGGGGAGACUGGAGGGGUCUGCUACCUCGGCCUGUCCCGCGCGCCAAACUGCGCUGUCGUCUCCCGCUGGAUGUACGCCCCAGCCGAGCGCGUUGGGGUCGGCGAGUCACCCGCCCACACUUUCUUCUUCGCUUCCGCCGGGAAGCACGCGCCUGACGGAUGGUCCCGACGCGGCGCGAGCGAUGCCUCUUGCUCCGCAUUCUGCUGCGUGUGAGAACUCGAGGGAGGCGCAAGGACAGCUGAGACGGUCUUUGCAGGCCCAAGUGGCCCAUCCGGGGAAUGUCGGAGACGUGUUUCGCUUCGUUGUACCCUCCGACAACAGCUGCUUGUUCACCUGCUUGUCGCUGUUGGCGGCUCCAGACAAACGGCCGCAAGACUUGCGGCAGCUCGUGGCGUCGGCGAUUGCGAACGAUCCUGAGUCGUUCUCGAGCGCCAUUCUCGGGCGGCCGCGCGAGGAGUACAUACACUGGAUCACCACGCCGACGAGCUGGGGCGGGUACGUGGAGCUGGCGAUUCUCGCGCAGCAGCUGCGACACGAAGUGCUCGUGGUGGACAUCGAGACGCGGCGGAAAGACCUCUACGGCGACCGCAACACAGGGCGGAGAAUCAUGCUCCUGUACGACGGCGUGCACUACGACGCUGUUCUCGCCCGCCCCCGAGGGGUGUUUUUGGCGGGUCGAGGCGAGACGGAGCAAAGCAGAGGCGGGGCGUUCUUUCCCGUCGGCCCGCGAGGCCAGGAGCUCUUCUGCUACUCCGUCUUUUCCCCCAACGACACAGAGACCGAGGCAAAAGCCAUGGAACUUGCCUCCGAACUGCACAAGAAAAGGAACUACGUGAACCUCAGGGAAAUGAGUCUCCACUGCCUCGUGUGUGGGGUCGGCAUUCGAGACCAGGAUGCGAUGCGAGCACACGCGAAAGAAACCGGACACGCCAACUUCGGCGAAAACCGAAGAUAG
Messenger RNA from Neospora caninum, 1410 nucleotides. RefSeq names its product putative OTU-like cysteine protease domain-containing protein. Gene Ontology annotation, molecular function: cysteine-type deubiquitinase activity. Bases 1 to 1410 code for a protein of 469 amino acids. The record is from RefSeq and is a predicted model, not a curated record. Lineage: Eukaryota; Apicomplexa; Conoidasida; Eucoccidiorida; Sarcocystidae. Gene Ontology annotation, biological process: endoplasmic reticulum unfolded protein response; protein deubiquitination. The transcript has a single exon. Gene Ontology annotation, cellular component: nucleus; cytosol.